Salvelinus fontinalis (brook trout) is the source of this 5400-nucleotide messenger RNA. RefSeq lists its product as uncharacterized. Gene Ontology annotation, biological process: cell differentiation. Lineage: Eukaryota; Metazoa; Chordata; Actinopteri; Salmoniformes; Salmonidae. The record is from RefSeq and is a predicted model, not a curated record. The transcript is spliced from 10 exons. Bases 391 to 5277 code for a protein of 1628 amino acids.
GGGACAGACAGCCAGCACAGUGCAUGGAUCUUCAGUCACUCUCACAGUGCUAAAAACACAGAAUACUGCAGCCUGUACUCAGAGAGAAAGACACAGAGAGAGACUGAGAGAGAGAGAGAGAGAGAGAGAGAGAGAGAGAGAGAGAGAGAGAGAGAGGGGCACCGAAGGGGAGAGAAGAAGAUGCAUGGUUCGCAAUGUGGUGUCCCAGUGCUGAUACAGAAAUAGAGAGAACAAGAAAACGAAAGAAGGAUGGUCGAAAGAGGUCAGAGGAGGCCAACUUGAUCCUUUUUCUCCAUGACCCCUGACCCCACAGAAGAAGAAAAGUAGAGACAAGAGAAAGAGAGAGAGGGGGGACAAUACCAUCCCCUAACCCGCAGGUCCUCAGGAGUAAUGUCCCGGCGGAGCUCCGUGGGUGAGCUGGUGCCCAGGGACGUCUCUGAGAUCCUAGCCCGGGAAGGGAAGGCCCAACGUGGGCAGAGGAAGACCGGAGGGUCCCUGGGCCAGGCCUUCAGUUGGUUAAAGGGAAGCAAGGGGAAGAACAACGUCAGUAACAGACAGAACCGGAUGGGGAGUGGGAUCGGGGAUACAGAGGGAAACCAAACCAAACAUAGACAACACCAGAACCACAAUUCACCUAAAGCUGGUCCUAAGUGUCUGGAUGAACAGAAGAAGUUGACAGUUCACUACACAGCCUCCUCACACUACCAGGAGAAUGUGUUCAUCGAGGGCAGUCGCCCUCAGUACCUGGAAGACCUGCACACUGAGGCACGGGAGGGGUUAAAGAUACUACAACAAGAAGAAAACAACAAAGGAGUGGACUUUCAGGAUGACCAUAGUGAUGCAACGGACCAGGAUGUCAGCACCAAUCACAGGGAUGGAUCUCAGGAGUCAGGAAGUACCGCCGGGAAUUCUGUUACCGCAGUGACCACUGCUGGAUUGGCUGUGUCCACGAGACCUGUGCUCACACGCCAAGGUUCCACAUUCAAGCCUCUGAACCCAGUGAAGAGACUGGACAAGAGGAAGAGCAGGAGGACUACGAUCAUGGGCAUACCACAGCAGGUCCAGAGAGAGCUGGCCCUUCACAGUGACUCUGCGUACCAAGUUCCUUCCCAGCUCUCUAACGGCUCUGUCGGACAGGGUAGUGACGGCCAACUAGGUGUGGUCGUCAUCCCCACCGUCGACGGAGAGACCCCUCUAGCCAACUACGAAGGGGCAAGGGUACACCUCUCAGACCUGGAGGCAUCCAGAGAGGAGCAGCUGUUGAGACACCACCUCCAGUCUGUAUACAGGGACGACCAGGGCUUCAGCCACCACAGGGGACUGGACUCUCGUCUCUCCUCCACCCAAAGGCCCAAGUCUCUGGCCGUGCCGGGCACGUCCUGCUCCGCUGGUUUCCCCAGCUUCCUCCAGGAGCCACAGGGUCCGGUGAUGUCCAUCUCUCCCCAAGCCACUUACAUGUCUAAGAUUAUCCCCAACGCCUACCUGCCGGUCUCCGUAGACAUCAUACAGAUUGACCGCAGCACCAGCCGUACCCGUGGAAACAGCGGUAACGGAACCGUCCGUACCGUCAGCAGGAGCUGCCUGGCGUCCGGGUUGUCGGCCAGCCCUGCGUCGUCGAAGAGGUCGGGCGGUGAAGGUUGCUAUGAAGGCAGAGCCAGCGUUUCACAUGGUGACAGUAGUUCCCGUGACAAUGGCUCUAAGGAGACCCCACACUCAGUGACUUUGAGAUCCAGCUGGAGCCACUCGCAGUCUUCCGAGACGAUCAAGUCCAACUCCUCCGCCAUCUCCUCCACGAAGGGGAGCUUCGGACCUGCUAACCCACAGACGGUGAGCCUCGUUGGGCAGGAGAGACAGCCGCAGCAGCCUGGUGCUGACUCAGCUAGCUGGGUCAGCAGCACCAGUAGGGGUACUGGUACUGCGACCGCUCAGGAGGGUCUAUCUGGAUCUGGGGAGAUGAGCGAUGUUGGAGGAGACUCUCACAGAUUCUCUCGCUGUCUGUCGAUUGUGAAGACCAAGCUGCCCCCGGCUCCCCCCAGGAGAACCAACUCACUGCACCAUGAGAAGAUGAUAAAGAGGCGACUGGUGGAGAUUAAAGACCUCAGUGACUCUGUGGGUAGGAAGUUGGAGGCUGCUGAGGACAAAAGCUUGGUUACGAUUGAGAUCUCUAAAGAGCUCUACAAAGAAAUCACAAAGAGCUCUGUCCCUGUAUCCAACUCAUCUGGGUUUAACUCUUUAGAUGAUACAAGAUCUUCCACAGCCUCUAGUCCUCUGAGUCCCACACAGGCCUCCCAAGGAGGUUGUGGGAAAUCAGAGGGGCCAGUGUCCAGCAGCUCUUCCCCCCAGAAGGCCCCCUCAGAGGAGGGUACAUUUGAAAGGACCAUGUCCCCCUCCAGUGGGUACUCCAGCCAGAGUGGUACGCCGACACUUUCCCCCAAGGGGAUCCUCCCUUCCGUCUCCCCAGGUAAACAGAAGAAGUAUCCCGUCAAACCGGAACGAUCUGGUUCAAGAGCUUCCUUCUCUGCAGCCUCGGUCUCCUCUUCCCUCACCUCCCUGUCUUCAGUCACCUCAGAACUCGUCAAUCAAGAGGCCUCGAAAAACAGCUUCAGUCCUCUUCAGCCGGCCACCCUACCCCCGGCUGUUAUGAGAAUAGAAAAUCCAGAAACGGUGACCCCGGUACGUUUCUCUUCAUCCAUGGCGAUUAGUGAGCUGCUUAACAUUCCGCCACCCCCGAACAUCAAAGCCCCUUCCCCGCCACCCCCGGAAACCUGGGCCCACAACAGACACACCUUCGAACUGCUGUGCGGGCCUUGCCCCAAUGUCAACAGGCUAGCACAGCUCCAGAAGCAACAGGAACUAAAAGAGCAAGCUGCCAUGAUUGAGCAAAAGCAGGAACCUCAAACUAAAGCUAGCAAGGAGUCUGAAGGCUCGGACAAAAAGCAGGCUACGGUAGAAGAAGUUACUUUGACAAAAUCAGAAAGCAAAUACAUUGUUCACCAAGACAAGACUGAGCCUAUGUUAGAGCAGGCACCUGAGGUAUCCGAGAGCACAGAAAGUCAAACGAAAGAACAAGGAAGCCCGGCGGUGAUUGCAGAGAAAGUAAAAGCAAGUGUAGAGAUCCAGGAUCAGAAGCAGGAGCAGAGAAGUAGUAGCAGUAGUAGUGUUGCACAGGUCAAGGAUCAAGAAGAGAGGCUAGAGACACAAGUUAGUUUAACGAUGAUUCCAAAGAAGGAACCCCCUCCUGUCAUGAAGAAAAGUACUCCUAGAAAAGAAGCUAAAGUUCAAUUAACAGCAGAUAUUCAACAAAAGUCGCCAUUUGAUGAGGUCACAGUGAAGGUAGAGUCACCCAGCGAGAGUGAGAAGUGUUCUCCACAGGCUGAGGUAGUCACUAAGCAAGUUGAGGUAGUUGCUAAGGAAGUUGAGGUUGAGGUAGCAGCUAAGGAGGUCAAAGGUCAGAGUGCUACUGAAAACACUAAAAAGGAAAGUCCCACCAAAUCUACACAGACCCUUGCCGUGGAGCCUCCCAAAGUGAACCGGGUCUCUCCUCCAGCCUCCCCUCCCCCUGCCCACCACCCUCCUCCACCUCCUUCUAAGGCACCGCCCUCCUCUGUGGCCACUCCCCCACCAGAGGUAGAGGAGGAGUGUGAGGAAGAGAUUCCCACAGUACAGUCCUGCUGGCCCCCUCCACCCCCACCAGAGGAGCCAGCAGAUUCAGUCUUUCAUGAGCCAGAUGAGAUGGACUUUCCACCUCCUCCCCCUCCCUUCAUGACGGAGAGCUUGCCAGACGUGGUGGAGACAUGUAACGCAGUCGCUGAUGUCCAGGAGGCGUCCAUUGUAGCUCUGGAUGGGGAGGAUGUUAAGGAAACCGUGAAUGGUUUCACUGUAGCAACUGUGAAUGGGGAAACUGCAGAUCUUUCACCCAUUCCGGCUCAAAUGGAGCCAAAAGAGGAUAAACCUGAAAACGUGAUUCUGAACUCCAAUGCAAUCCCAACUGAUGAAACCAGCUUUGAGGAAUCUGAAUCAGCUGAGCUACAAUUAAUUCCUUCAGAUGAUUCAGCUAUCGUUUCUCCACAUCAGCCCAAUGAAAAAGAGGCAGAGGUCGAGCAAUCUGCCCAGAAACCAAUCACAAUGCAAGAAGCCACCCCUCAACCAACAGAUACUUCUCCUGAGUCACAGGAAGUCCCACCCUUACCAGAGGAUGUCCCUCCCCCACCCCAGGAAGCUCCUCCUCCUCCUCCACCAAUGACAACAGCCUUGGUGCCCCCAUCAAGUAUUCCUCCUCCACCUCCUAUCAAUGUCCCCCUCCCUCCCCCUGUACAAUUUGAGGAUCAGAUGCCCUCUGUGCUCCCUAACAGUGCCCCACUUCCACCCCCUCUCCCAACUGAGAACCAACCCACUAUGAUCUUCAGGAGACAGCCUAGCUUGGCAAACAGAGAGACCAGGAGCAAAGAGCUUCUGUCUAGGCACAAGAGUGUCCCUAUUCCCAAAGAAGAUGCCAACAUUCCACUGGUCACACCCUCUCUGCUUCAAAUGGUACGUCUCAGAUCGGUCAACGUUGGCGAAGACUACGUUAAAGCGCUUUCUGACGACAACAAUUCCAACAGUGGGAAACCACCUGCUCAGGAUCAGAGUUCAACCCAAAUCCAAACCCAAGGAUCUCAGAACAUAACACCCCAAAAACCAAUUCGGAAAUCCCUGUCACUAAAAUCCACAACUCCGUCACUGAAGUCAUCACCAGUGACGCUCAUCGCUCCCUCGAUGAGUUUGCAGGAAGCUAUCCGAAUGAAGACAGCGGCCAUGUCGUCCAGAGAUAAUCUUCCAGCAGGCUUUAGAAUGCCAUCCUCCACCUCAUUUCCCAGUCGCAGUGCGGGUGAAUCAGGAAUGUUAUCCUCAUUGUCACCAGAAGGGGGCGAGAUGCUAAAGACCCCCACCGCCACCGCUAGCUUCAUCUUCUCCAGGAGCUCAAAGAAGGUCGUCAUAGAAACGCCUGCCUCCUCCUCCCCCGAGGUACAGGCGAGCCUAAAGCAGAGCCUAGCCGCGGAACUCAAGCGCGUUUCCGAACAAUCUAAGGCUUCCACGGUCGCUAACGGCAACGUUGGAAGAACUGGGAUUCCGAGGAGAAUUCCGCCACCCGUGGCUAAGAAACCAGCUCACACCUUGGAGAAGCCUGUGUGUUCUACACUGAGGAGCACUCCGUCUCCAAGGGGAACAGAAGCUAACGGAGAGACAGAAACAGCGCAACCUGCGGGCCAGCAAGCACUGACAGAGGACAGCAAGUGAAAUGGAGACGUCUAACAUUGUGGAAGCACCAUUGCCCUUUUGAAAAAGACUGGAUUCUUGUGGAAUGGGACUAAGACGGGCGAACAAAGCAAGGACUGCAAGAACCUGAGAGACAUGGGGGGG